UUGAAAACCUCACUCUACACCUCUUAAUUUCCCUUCUCUUUAAAGCUAAAAACUUUCAACAUAUUUAAUUCUUCAUUUCUCCAUCUCCCUACUCAAAUUCUUUUUCUUCUCUACUUCUAGAGGCAAUUAGGGUUUUUCAUCUUUUUUUUUCUUUCUUCUUUUAUGUGAAGUUAUAUAUAAUUUAAGAAAAAUGCUACAAUGGAAGCUAUGAGUAUAACUUCACUUUUUUCCUCAUUAAUUUUCUCUAUCAAAGAAAUUGUUAUUGCAUUUCUCAUUCUUCUAGUACUACUCUCUCCUAAUUCAUAUUCCUUAAACCCUAAUUAUAAACAUGAAACCCUAGACUCUACAAAGGAUGUCUUAGUUGAAGAGAAAUCAAGAUUGGGUUCAAUGCCACCGAGUUGUUACAACAAGUGUAACCAAUGCCAUCCAUGCAGGGCAAUUCAGUGCAGGUACCGAGCCUACCGAGUAAUAAUGGUGUCGAACCAAGUGGCAAUGUGGCUCGAACCCAAGCUAGGUCCAUGGACCACAGCACGGUAGAAUCGUCACUUUCACGUGCGGGAGGUAGCAGGUACUCGAAUUACAAGCCACUUGGAUGGAAAUGCAGAUGUGGGGGUCACUUCUACAAUCCCUAGCUCAAAAUUAUCUAAUUUUAUUAAAAAUGAGUCAAUGAAACGACGAUAGAAAUGCCUUUUUUUUUGUUAAUAGAGAGAGCAAAUCGACGCUUGAAAAAGUUCUUUGAGAUUCUCAAUUUAGGACUAAAGAGUUAAAAUUAACAUGUGGAAUAUGUAAUUUUUUAUUUUAAUGAUUUGUAAAAAUUAGAGAAAGUCAAGUCAAGUCAAGACAUUAAAUGAGGUUGUUAUAAGUAGUAUUUACUAUGGUUGUACAUAUUGAUAAUUAAAUACUGAUCGAUUGGUAUGGUGUUGAUAUAAAUGUAGUGCGGUAGGUU
This is a messenger RNA of Solanum stenotomum, 946 nucleotides long. RefSeq names its product EPIDERMAL PATTERNING FACTOR-like protein 1. Bases 199 to 537 code for a protein of 112 amino acids. The transcript is spliced from 3 exons. NCBI's taxonomy places the organism in Eukaryota, Viridiplantae, Streptophyta, Magnoliopsida, Solanales, Solanaceae. The record is from RefSeq and is a predicted model, not a curated record. Gene Ontology annotation, biological process: stomatal complex development; guard cell differentiation.